AUGGCGAAAGCAAAUGUAUUUCUCCUCUCCAUUGUUCUCAUGGCUUCACUCGCUUCCCUUUCCCACGGCCUUAUAAUAAACGGACUUCAAAUUGGGACAAUCAGUGUUCGAGGUGUCUUGCGUUGUACACUUACCGGUAACCUAAACGCGCCUCUCGUUAACGAUGCGACCGUUUUCUUAACAUGUGCCGGUUCAAGCGCGACUCUCGGCCAAGCAGUGACCGAUCUCGCCGGUGCCUUCAACAUAUUGGCCAAAAUUGCGGACACUGUUGCCUUUGACCGCUCGCGGUGCAUUGUCACGGUACGUGUUCCUGUGGCCACGUGUUCCGUUUUCCCACCGGACGCUGUCAUCUCUUCCACCGUUACUCUGGUCAGUGUCGUCCAGACGAAUACCGGAAAUAUCGCCAACUUUGUCACUGGAACUUUCCUCCGUUUCUGA
Molecule: messenger RNA, 438 nt
Organism: Capsella rubella
Lineage: Eukaryota; Viridiplantae; Streptophyta; Magnoliopsida; Brassicales; Brassicaceae
Exons: 1
Coding region: 1-438 (145 amino acids)
Source: RefSeq, a predicted model, not a curated record